Molecule: messenger RNA, 1017 nt
Organism: Sporisorium graminicola
Lineage: Eukaryota; Fungi; Basidiomycota; Ustilaginomycetes; Ustilaginales; Ustilaginaceae
Exons: 1
Coding region: 1-1017 (338 amino acids)
Source: RefSeq, a predicted model, not a curated record
AUGGCAACCACAGUCCUCAUCACUGGCGCAGGCGGGUUCCUGGGCUCGCUGCUGGCCGAUACCUUGGUCAAGCUGCAGCCACAACACACCUUCGAGUUCAUCCUAGUCGAUGUGCGCACUCCACCGGCCCCCCAGAGCGCCGGUAUCAAGAGCGUGUGUCUCGCUGCGGAUCUCACCACCCCUGCUGGCGUCGACUCGAUCUUCCGCACGGAGCUCGGUCUUCCCGCGGUCAUCUACUCGCUGCACGGCAUCAUGUCGAAAGGGGCCGAAGAGAACUGGGAUCUCGGCUUCCGGGUCAACUUUGAGUCUACACGUGCGCUGCUCGACAAGGCACGAGAGUUGGUACGCGGAGUCAAGUUCAUCUUUGCCUCCUCCGUCGGGGUGUUCGGCGGCAAGCUGCCAGAGGUCGUUACGCAGGACACGUAUCCGCGGCCGGAGUCGAACUAUGGUACCGCGAAGGUGAUGUGCGAGUACCUGAUCAGCGAGUACUCGCGCAAAGGUUUCGUUGACGGACGCGCGGUGCGGCUGCCGACAAUCACGGUGCGACCGGGACCCCCCGCGGCUGCCACUUCGGCGUUCGUCUCAGGCAUCAUCAGAGAACCGCUUCAGGGUCUGGUCGCAUCGUGUCCAAUCGGCAACAGCGCCGACGAUCCGAUGCUCGAAUCGACGCUCUUCUGGAUCUCGAGCCCCAGCACAGUGCUGGAGAACUUUGUCAUCGCCAAGGACGUGCCUGCAGACAAGUUCCCCAAGUACUCGCGCGCGGUCAAUCUGCCCGGCUUCACGGUGAGCAUCAAGGAGCAGGUGGAAGCACUGAGGAAGGUAGCGGGUGAUGAAGCAGUGGCUCUGAUCAAGUUUGAAAAGGAUGAAGUCAGCGAGCGCGUCGUGAGGUCGCUUCCGGCCAAGUUCGACAACGGAUUCGCUUGCGGGCUUGGGUUCAAGGUGGAUCAAGGUGGAUUCGAGGCGAACGUGAGAGAGUUUCAGGAGUACUUGGCUGCGCAGAAGAAGAAGAAGCAGUAG